Molecule: messenger RNA, 729 nt
Organism: Peronospora belbahrii
Lineage: Eukaryota; Oomycota; Peronosporomycetes; Peronosporales; Peronosporaceae
Source: the annotation of a GenBank genome assembly
AUGCGCGUUUCGACCAGUUCUGUACAAAAUCCGCUUCUUAUUCUAAACCGCGUUGAGGAUACUACACCUCGCAAAAACGUGCCUCAUGUAGAGCCCCGCUCGCACUUGCUGAUUGUUGAAUACAAAGAUAGGAGGUGGAACAUCAGUUCGAUCCUCAAUCUCCCGUAUUUAACCACGCCUGACGUCCUCUUUGUCCAGGCGAUGCGAGUCAUUAUUGGUAGCACCUUGUCCGCGCGUCUGCUUAUUGUGCAUAUGGGUAUUUCCGGUCGCUCGGAGUGGACAGCUUCGCUAUCUGGUGAACUGGAGCUGCCACCCAUGCACGUAUGCAGAGGCCUUUACAUUGCCAAGAAGUCCUCGUUUGUGAGCGUCGCCUCCACUGAGAAGCGCAAGCGCGGACCAUUUUUCCAUGCUGUUACAAACCUGGAACCAUUACCAGUCUAUCUGUCCAAGCUCAAGGUGCCAUCGCAUGCACGAUUUGAACCUAUUGUCAGAGAUACUAGCGACAUGCAGCAAUCAACUGUACUUGCUGACAAUAAGGCUACAAGCAGCCUCAAUCAAAACAACUGCAAUAGUGACGAGAACAAGGACCUGCUGAAUCUAAUUCUGGUGAAAGUAAUGGCCAUGCAGACUCAAUUGAACACUCGCUUUGAUACUGUGGAUACAAAAUUACUGCAGUUGACGGCUCGUGUUGAGCAAUUGGAACGGAAUGACCGAACACCUGAUACAUAA